Xenopus laevis (African clawed frog) is the source of this 2503-nucleotide messenger RNA. It is a transcript of the gene clpb.L, whose product is annotated as caseinolytic mitochondrial matrix peptidase chaperone subunit B L homeolog. The record is from RefSeq and is a predicted model, not a curated record. The transcript is spliced from 16 exons. Lineage: Eukaryota; Metazoa; Chordata; Amphibia; Anura; Pipidae. Bases 81 to 2048 code for a protein of 655 amino acids.
GGGCGGCGGCUGUGUCAGAUUACGUCAUCAUUAGUUGCCGGAGGUGAGAUACUGGCUGUCAGGGAGCCGAUAGCGCCGUUAUGUUGCGCUCUGGAAUAAGCGCAGUCGCUAUUACUCGGCUACACUUUUUUCGCCCGGGGCUGAGCUCCGCUAGAGCGACAGUAGCACUUGGUCACGUGCAGAGAAGAAAAACCUGUGACGCAGCCGCCAUUGUGCAGUACCGCCUCACGGACACCAGAUGGCGUUUUGAAACAGCAAGUCACGUGUGCGCUAAUACAGGAGUCGCUGUGCAGUACCGGGAAGGGACCGGCGGGUGGCGCCAGAGUGACAGUGGGAAGGAGACGAGGUGCAGAAGGGGAAUCUCAGUCCUCACAGCGGCGCUAUUGGUCCAUUGUUACAGCCGGAGCAACAAGUCGAAAGGGGAGGAGCUUCUUUUAGCCGCACGGGAUGGCAGUGCCCAAGAGGUGGACAGGCUCCUGGCAAACAAUGUGGAUCCCAAUUCCCGACACCAACUGGGCUGGACCCCCCUGAUGGUGGCAGCGAUGGGCCGAGAACAGAGUAUUGUGAAAUCCUUGCUACGGGCCGGCGCUGAUCCAAACCUUGGGGAUGAGUUCUCUAACGUGUAUGAGACUUCCAAGGAGAAGGGACUGCACUCAUUAGAAGUGCUGGUUACCCGCGAGGACCAAUUCAGUGACCGACUCAACAACAGGACCAGUUUCCGGGGCUGCACCGCUCUCCAUUACGCUGUGUUGGCCGAUGACUAUGGGACAGUCAGGGAGUUGCUGGAGGGAGGAGGGAACCCCAUGCAGAAGAAUGACAUGGGACAUACCCCCAUAGACUACGCACGCGAGGGGGAACUGAAGAAGCUGCUGAAAGGCUGGGAGAGUCGGUUCCAAGAGGAGCAGAGGAGACGGGAUUUGGAGGAGAGGAGGAGGUUCCCGCUGGAGCAGCGGCUGAAGGAGCACAUUGUGGGCCAGGAGAGUGCAAUCACUACAGUAGCAGCCGCCAUCCGCAGGAAGGAGAACGGCUGGUAUGAUGAAGAGCACCCCCUCGUCUUCCUCUUCCUCGGAUCCUCUGGCAUAGGUAAAACAGAACUGGCCAAGCAGACGGCGCGGUACCUGCACAAGGAUGUUAAAAAGGGUUUUAUCCGCAUGGAUAUGUCGGAGUUUCAGGAAAAGCACGAGGUCUCCAAGUUCAUUGGUUCCCCCCCGGGAUAUGUGGGGCAUGAAGAGGGGGGUCAGCUGACCAAGAAGCUAAAGCAGUGCCCCAAUGCCGUGGUUCUGUUUGAUGAAGUGGACAAAGCCCACCCGGACGUACUGACCAUCAUGUUACAGCUCUUUGAUGAGGGCCGACUGACCGAUGGCAAAGGAAAGACCAUCGAGUGUACAGAUGCCAUCUUUAUCAUGACGUGUAACGCUGGGAGUGAGGAGAUAGCGCAGCAUUCCCUGCAACUCCGUCACGAGGCCCACGACAUGAACAACAAGAGACUGGCACAGAACCUGGGUAAGAACCUGAGCUGUGAGAAGAUCACUAUUUCCAAGCAAUUCAAAGAAAAUGUCAUCCGACCCAUAUUAAAGGCUCAUUUCAGAAGAGACGAAUUCCUUGGCCGGAUCAAUGAAAUAGUCUACUUUCUGCCCUUCUGCCGCUCGGAGCUCUCGCAGUUGGUCAGGAAAGAGCUGAACUCCUGGGCCAAAAAGGCCAAACAGAGACACAGUAUCAACCUGAUGUGGGACCGGGAAGUGAUUGAUGUACUGGCAGAUGGCUACAACAUCCACUACGGGGCCCGAUCCAUCAAACAUGAGGUGGAGAGGCGGGUGGUGAACCAACUGGCGGCUGCAUAUGAACAGGACCUACUGCCACAUGGCUGUACACUAAGGAUAACGGUGGAGGAUUCCGACAGGCGCCUGAUGAAGGACAAGGAUGGGAAUGUGGAGGGGGAAGAGAGGAAAGGGACUCGGAUACGACUGGAGUUAGUGGAACAGGGGAAGACGGGCCGGAGGCUGGACAUCCAGGAGCCCCUCACUCCAGAAGACUUGUCCUUCUCCUGAGCACUGGGGGUAUAAUAUGACUUUAUAAGGACUUUAUAAGUCCAAUACUGGGGCAACAUAAGGGCAGAAAUAAACAUGGACUUUGUGACAAGUGAACUGACUUAUAGGUUUAUAUCCUGGUUGAACCAACCAUCAACCUGCCGGCCCAAUAUGGAGGUGCUGAUCAGUACUGAUACAUUGGACUCCCCAAAUACUUUCCCUACUGCUCCUGAGCUGGGGUGCACAACCAAUCAGCAGGUGGAAUGGGACACUGGCAGUUUUUAUUGUCUAGCUAUGAUACAUCACCCUAGCAACCAGUCUGGAGUAGAGUAGAGAUCUGCUUCCCUGUGUAUAAAGCAGUGUAUUGUGUGUAUUCACCUACUCCCAGUGCCCCCUCUGUACUCUGAUCCAAUGCUCGGCCAAUUGCAACGCAUCCUGCUGGGAGUUGUAGAUUCCACAGUAAAAGCUCAUUUAUA